AUGUCGCGGGCAGCAGAUGCGCAGUCGAAGAAGAAAGAUCAAAAGGCCGCCAUGGCCGCUACCCGCGACAGAAAAGCUGAGCUGCUUGCCAUGGGAUUGACCUCGACAAUGAAGAAGCAGAUCGGCGACGACGCCUUGUUGUGCGUCGGUUGUGGCGCAACCAAACACGGGCCUUUGCGAUGCGACUGCCGGGGCGGCAGCUCCAAGCCCACCGCGGAUUUCGAUGCGCUUCCCUACCUGAUUGCGGCCGCAAAGGCACGGCAUGAACAGCAAAAGGAGCAGGACAAGCACGACCACGCCCGGCACCAGGCAGAAAAGGAGAGGGAAAGGAAGGGGAGGAAGGAGAACAAGGGCGAAGUGGAUUUGGAUGCCGAGUACGACGAGGUGGACGGCGUCGAGAUUCGACAACUCUUGCAAUUCCCUGUGGGCAAGCUCGGGAUGGACAUCGAGCGCAACGUAGUGGUGAAAGUCUCACCCGAGGGGAACGCGCACGACCUCAAAGUUCGCGUUGGUUGGGUCAUUGCCGAGGUCGAUGGUGUCGCGGUCGUACCAGACAAGAAAAAAAUUAUUACCGCGCUCACGAAGGUUUUCAAAGCGAAUAAACCCUGUCCGAUCCGAUUCCGCUGUCCGCUCUCAGAAGAGGAGGAAGCUGCCGCCUACUGGUUUUGCUUCCGGUGCGACAAGUUCCUGGAACAGGUGGCAUUCGAUGCACAGUCGAUGGCUGACAAAACCGCGGGGCAGCGGGCUUGCGCCAGUUGCGAAGAAUGCGCUGACAUGUUUGACGAUGACGACGAAGACGAUUAUUAA
Amoebophrya sp. A120 is the source of this 807-nucleotide messenger RNA. The record is from the annotation of a GenBank genome assembly. Lineage: Eukaryota; Dinophyceae; Syndiniales; Amoebophryaceae.